AUGGGAAAGAGCCGGGCGCACCUCAAGUCCGAAGAUGGCCGCUGUGCGGUGCGUGAGGUGCCAACGCCGCUGCGCGCGCGGACUGCCCCCAAUGUCCUGGAAGAGGUGAUGAGACGUAAAGGUGUUGAUGAAGCCUGGGACGCGCUGGAGCAAAUGCAUGCAGAGGGCAAGACAACAGACAAGUACACGGUCUCCCGCAUGCUGAUGAAGACGGUUGGGGAUGGGCAAGCCCACCUCGACCCCACCAGAGCAUACAGGGGUAUCUCCCUGGUGGAGAAGUUCAUCGAGCUGCAGCCAGAGGAUGUGGACGAGGUGUUGUUCAACGCGCUGCUGGACACCUGCUGCCGGCUCAAGGACCUGAAGCGCCUGGAGUCCUGCGUCUCCUGGAUGCGACGGCUCAAGGUGAAGCCGUCUCCCAUCACUCUGGGAAUCCUGGUGAAGACCUAUGGUCAGGCAGGUGACCUGGACAAGGUGCUGGCAGCCUGGGAUGAGAUGGAGGAACAGCGGGGCCUUGCGAACUCGGUGACCUACGGCUGCAUGUUGGAUGCCUGCGUGAAGUGCGGCAACUUGCAGAAGGCGGUGGAGGUCUUCAAAGGGAUGCGUGACACGGGCAAGCACAAGAACACGAUCCUCUACACUACCAUGAUCAAAGGCUAUGGCCUGCACAAAGACCUGGAGAACGCCUUGAAGCUUUUCCGCGAGAUGCCGGAACAACAGGUGCCCUACAACACCAUCACCUACAACUCCAUCCUCGAGGCCUGCGUGAAGUGCGGGGACACCUCCUCCGCGGAGGAGAUUUUGGAUCAGAUGGCGAGGACGGAGUACGAGAUUGAACCAGAUUUGAUUAGCUACUCCACGGUGCUGAAGGGCUAUUGCCAGAACGGGGAGCUCCUGAAGGCCCUCUGCGUCUUCGAGGAGAUGAAGGAGCGCAAGCUGCGGUGCGACGAGCUGGUCUACAACACCCUGAUGGAAGGCUGCGUGAAAUCCGAUGAUUGGAAAGCAGGCUGCGGGCUGUUUGGGGAGAUGGUCUCGCGGGGUUUGCGGCCCUCUGCCAUCACAGCCAGCAUCCUCUCCAGGCUAUUUCAGCGAGUGGGCCAUGAAGAUGCCGACGAUAAGGUGGCAAGCCUCUUUUCUUUGUUCCAGCUCGAGCGACCGCAGCCUGCCGAGCGCGGCCCUCGCGCGCGCAAUGCACGCGGGGGCAAAGGGCCGCCACCCUCCCCGGGUGCGGUGGCCGGGAUGCCCGGUGCCGCAAGACCUACCGUCCGCGGCCCCCGGAAAAUCAGGUUGGUGUGGGUGAAUCAUAACGACCUUACACGACCUCACCCCAAAUGA
Molecule: messenger RNA, 1332 nt
Organism: Effrenium voratum
Lineage: Eukaryota; Dinophyceae; Suessiales; Symbiodiniaceae
Source: the annotation of a GenBank genome assembly